AUGUCCUGGAAAAUCACCAAGAAGCUUAAGGAGACACACCUUGCUCCUCUCACCCAAUCCUUUGGUCGUUCAUCGUCGACUUCCACUAUCAAAGCCGAUACCCCCGAUGAGACGCCGACAACCUCGCGCUCGAACUUGACAUCGCAAAAUUCGAAUGGGAUCGGUAUCGACCGCGGAAGACUUGAUCUCCCCCCCGUCGCCCCAGUGAAGCCUGGUAUCCUCGUCGUCACCCUGCAUGAGGGAAAGGGGUUCUCACUUUCCCCUCACUACCAGCAACUAUUCAACACUCAUUUCCAGAUUAACAAUGGCCCGGUUCGCCCGAAUUCCUCCUCCUCCCACUCAGGCCAAACCCCAGGCUCUUAUACACACCCCGCUCGCCCACAAUCGAUUAGCAGCGGCAUCAACGCCGCGCCAACCAUCCAUGGCCGUUAUCUAACUAAAGACCUACCAUAUGCGCUUCUUGACUUUGAAAAGAAUCAAGUAUUCGUCGACGCGGUGUCUGGUAGCCCAGAAAACCCUCUCUGGGCUGGUGAUAACACCGCCUACAAAUUCGACGUUUCCCGUCAAACCGAAUUGAGUGUGCAGUUAUAUAUCCGCAACCCAGCAGCUCGACCUGGAGUAGGGCGAAAUGAGGACAUCUUCCUUGGUGCUGUGAAGAUGCACCCACAACUGGAGGCAUUCAAGCCCUAUGUCGAAGACCCAAAACUUAGCAAAAAGGACAACCAAAAGGCAGCUGCGGAGCAUGAGAGAAACGCAGAACAGCGCGGCUCGGAAUGGCUGGAAUUGCAGUUUGGCACUGGUUCUAUUAAAAUUGGCGUCAAGUUUGUUGAGACAAGAGCUCACAGCCUGAAAAUUGAGGAUUUUGAGCUUCUCAAGGGUGGUUCAUUUGGCAAAGUUAUGCAAGUGCUAAAGAAAGACACUGGCCGUAUCUACGCCCUCAAGACAAUUCGCAAAGCACACAUCAUUUCUAGGUCCGAAGUUGCACACACGCUAGCUGAACGAUCAGUAUUAUCUCAAAUCAACAACCCUUUCAUUGUCCCAUUGAAAUUCUCUUUUCAGUCCCCUGAGAAAUUAUAUCUCGUCCUUGCAUUUGUCAAUGGCGGCGAACUGUUCCACCAUCUCCAAAAAGAACAGCGGUUUGACAUCAACAGGGCCCGUUUCUACACCGCGGAACUUCUUUGUGCUCUUGAGUGUCUACAUGGUUUCAAAGUUAUCUACCGUGAUCUAAAGCCAGAGAACAUUCUUUUGGAUUAUACUGGCCAUAUUGCCCUGUGCGAUUUUGGUCUGUGUAAACUUGAUAUGAAGGAUGAGGAUCGGACUAACACCUUCUGCGGUACACCGGAGUAUCUAGCGCCAGAAUUGCUGCUCGGGAAUGGCUACACGAAGACUGUGGAUUUUUGGACUCUAGGAGUAUUGCUUUACGAAAUGCAAGUUCAAUUCUGGAUGUUAACGGGUCUACCACCUUUCUAUGAUGAAAAUACAAAUGAAAUGUACCGCAAGAUUCUUCAAGAACCAUUGACAUUCCCUGGACAUGAUAUUGUUCCUCCUGCCGCUCGCGAUCUUUUAACACGUCUACUCGAUCGUGAUCCUCAACGCCGUUUGGGAUCUAAUGGAGCAGCUGAAAUCAAAGCGCACCAUUUCUUCUCCAACAUCGACUGGCGGAAGCUGCUGCAGAGGAAAUACGAGCCUACCUUCAAACCUAACGUGUCGGGUGCUAUCGAUGUUUCCCAAUUUGAUGAAAUUUUCAUUGGCGAGGCUCCCAAAGACUCGGUUGUUGAUGGACCAGGUCUUUCCUCGACGAUGCAACAGCAGUUUACCGGGUGGUCUUACAACCGCCCGGUUGCGGGACUCGGAGAUGCUGGAGGGAGUGUUAGAGAUCCCUCAUUCGGCAGCAUUCCCGAAUAG
Messenger RNA from Talaromyces proteolyticus, 1905 nucleotides. Its product is annotated as putative serine/threonine protein kinase. Lineage: Eukaryota; Fungi; Ascomycota; Eurotiomycetes; Eurotiales; Trichocomaceae. Gene Ontology annotation, biological process: protein phosphorylation. Bases 1 to 1905 code for a protein of 634 amino acids. The transcript has 8 exons. The record is from RefSeq and is a predicted model, not a curated record. Gene Ontology annotation, molecular function: protein serine/threonine kinase activity; ATP binding.